Erythranthe guttata (spotted monkey flower) is the source of this 4683-nucleotide messenger RNA. Lineage: Eukaryota; Viridiplantae; Streptophyta; Magnoliopsida; Lamiales; Phrymaceae. The record is from RefSeq and is a predicted model, not a curated record.
AUGAUAAAUUUGGAGGUACCAAAGAGUUGGGAAGUUGGUAAUAAUAACAUAACCCGGUUCAGCACGGGUGGUGUUGACUGCAAAAGUCAUGUGGAGAAUGCCAAAGUCAACGAAAGCUUACUCGUGAUGAAAUUUUAUUCACUGUCGAGCGGUGUGGUUAAUCAUUUGCUUACUGAUAUGGAGGGUAGAGAAGUGGAUCUUCCGUUUGAGGUUACCGAUGAAGAGCGUGGGAUAAUAAUGUUUCCGAGGAGCAGCUUUGUACUAGGUCGAUCUGGUACUGGAAAGACAACCAUUUUGACUAUGAAGUUGUACCAGAAGCUUCAGCAGCACUCUAUUGCCACACGGGAUUCAACGACAGCUGGCGAUGAUGCGCCUGUUCUGCACCAGCUUUUUGUUACCGUUAGCCCAAAACUCUGUUAUGCUGUCAAAAAGCACGUAACGCAGCUAAAGAGCUUCGCUAGUGAAAACUUCUCCGGGAAUAACAGCUCUAUGGAUACGGAUGAUUUAGACGAAAUGGCUGAAUUCAGGGAUAUCCCGGACACAUUUAUUGGCAUCGAACCAGAAAAGUAUCCUCUAAUUAUCACAUUUCAUAAGUUUCUAAUGAUGCUCGAUGGUACUUUGGGUAAUUCUUAUUUUGAGAGAUUUCGCGAUGUAAGAGGCUCCUCACAACAGUACCAAGGAAGAAGAUCUAUUGCGCUGCAAAAUUUCAUAAGGAGAAACGAGGUUACCUAUGACCGUUUUCGGUCCUUAUAUUGGCCUCAUUUCAAUGCAAAGCUUACAAAAGUUCUUGAUCCCUCAAGAGUGUUCACCGAAAUUAUGUCGCAUAUAAAAGGAGGUCUAAAAGAAGGGGAAUCGGGCGAAGCCAAGCUAAGCAGGGAAGGCUACGUUUCCUUAUCCGGCAGUAGAGUUUCCACUUUAAGUGCAGAGAAAAGGGAUGCAGUUUACGAUGUUUUCGAGCACUACGAAAAAAUGAAAUUGAAGCGUCGUGAAUUCGAUCUUGCCGAUUUCGUGAUCGACAUUCAUCUACGGCUCAAGAACGGGGAUUUAAUGGGUGAUAAAAUGGAGUUUGUGUACAUUGAUGAAGUGCAAGACCUUACCACGAGGCAAAUUUCACUUUUCAGAUUUAUUUGCAAGAACGUCGACAGAGGAUUUGUAUUUUCUGGCGAUACGGCGCAAACGAUUGCAAGAGGGAUCGACUUUAGAUUUGAAGACAUUAGAUCCUUAUUCUAUAAUGAAUUUAUUAUGAAAUCCAGAAACUGCGACGAGGGUUCAGUAAGAAGAGAGAAAGGGGUUGUCUCGGAAACGUUUUGUUUGUCGCAGAAUUUCCGUACUCAUACCGGUGUACUUAGGUUAGCGCAAAGUGUCGUAGAUCUCAUUUGCCAUUUCUUCCCACAAUCAAUUGAUGUAUUGCCUCCAGAGACUAGUCUCGUAUAUGGCGAGUCACCGAUUGUACUAGAACCCGGUAGUGAUGAGAACUUGAUUAUGAGUAUUUUUGGUCAUAGUGGAAAUGCUGCCAAAAAAUGGGUGGGGUUUGGUGCUGACCAGGUUAUUCUCGUACGUGACGAAUUUGCAAGAACCGAAAUUUCCAACUUUAUAGGCAAUCAAGCUCUUGUUCUCACUAUAGUUGAGUGCAAGGGACUCGAGUUUCAGGAUGUUCUGUUGUACAACUUCUUCAGUUCAUCACCUAUGAGUGAUCAAUGGAGGGUUUUGUACGAAUACUUGAAAGAUAAAGAUCUUGUCGACGACAACACGCCCAAGACGUUUCCGAGUUUUAGCGAGUCAAGACACAAUAUCCUUUGCUCUGAACUGAAGCAGCUAUAUGUGGCGAUCACUCGAACAAGGCAAAGAUUGUGGAUAUGCGAAAACGAUGAAGAGCUGUCGAAGCCGAUACUCGACUAUUGGAGAAGGUUGUGCCUUGUCCAAGUGCGGAAAAUAGACGAUUCUCUUGCAUUAGCUAUGCAAAGAGCAAGCAGCCCCGAGGAGUGGAAAUCGCAAGGAAUCAAGCUAUUUUGGGAGAAGAACUACGAGAUGGCGACUUUGUGCUUCGAGAAAGCCGGAGAAGAAACAUGGGAGAAGAGAGCGAAGGCGUCUGGUCUUAGAGAUGCAGCUGAUUCUCUACGUGGUUCGAACCCUAAAGAGGCGCGUGUAAUGCUUAGAGAGGCUGCAGAAAUAUUUGAUUCCAUCGGCAGAUCCGAUACAGCAGCUGAAUGUUUUUGCGACUUAAACGAAUAUGAAAGAGCAGGGCGGAUUUAUUUGGAGAAGUGCGGUAUCUCUGAGCAGAGAAAAGCUGGAGAGUGUUUCUCUUUGGCCGGAAGUUACGCAACUGCAGCUGAAGUUUAUAACAAGGGAUACUUUUUCGACGAGUGCUUAUCAGCUUGCACCAAAGGAAAUCAUUUCGACCUCGGUUUGCAAUAUAUCGAGCACUGGAGGCAGCAAGCAUCAUUGGGGGGUAACACAAGAUUUAAGAAUUCCUACGGAAUCGCGCACGCGUUUCUUGAAAAAUGUGCUCUAGAAUGUUAUACAAGAAAGCAUAGUGAAUCGAUGAUGAAGUUUGUUCGCGCUUUCUCUUCGGAGCAAUCCAAACGGAACUUCUUGAAGUCGAGGGGCUGCCUUGAGGAGCUUCUAAUAUUGGAGGAAGAUUCCGGAAAUUUCAAUGCGGCUGUAAAGAUUGCACAACAAUUAGGGCAUAUUUUACGCGAGAUUGAUUUGCUCGAAAAGGCGGGAGACUUUGAAAAGUCUUCUUUGCUCGUAAUUUCUUACGUACUGAAUAACUCUCUGUGGGUGUAUGGAAGCCAAGGUUGGCCUCUAAAAUCAUUUCCUCAAGACGAAGAGCUUUUAGCGAAAGCGGUUUCAGCUGCAGAAAAGGUUUCGGAAAAUUUUCAUGCAUCGAUUUGUGCCGAGGCCAAUUUUUUGUCUACCGGCGAUAGGAUGAACUUGUCCGAGUUGAUGCAGUGUUAUAGUGCUUCGAAGCAAUACAGAUAUCGUACGGUCGAACUUCUAUCUAUUAGAAAGCUUCUAGAUUUCCAUUUUCCAGUCGAUCCAGCCAAAUACGAAUGGGGUCCUGAAUUGCAAAUUGAUCCGAGUUUAUUCGAAGAAAGAAUGGUGAGAAAUGAAGUCUCCGGCGGAACCCUUGUUUUUGUUUGGAACUUAUGGAAGGUACAGUGUUUGGAGAUCUUAGAAUGCUUCGACUCGCUUGAGAAAUGUGAAGAUAAUACGGCUAUUCGAUUCUGUUUUAACUACUUUGGGGUGAGGUCGCCGAAUAACUCGAGUGAAGGCACCUAUAUAUUGCUCAACCCUAAUUCUGCAUGGAUUAGAAAUUCCGAUAAGAGGUUUAUUUCGUGGAAAGGAAAUGUGGCAACUCUUCAUGCUCGUCAUUUUGCGUCAGCGGCUCGGGAAUACUGGUGUCAAGAAAUAGUUUCCGCCGGAGUACGAGUUUUGGAGGUUCUUGAAGCUCUUUAUAAUUGUUAUUUGACGAAGCCAUACUCAUCCGAUUACUGCCAAAGUACGUUAUUGACUCACGUUUUUGACAUAGCAAGGUUCAUCGAGUCAAAAUCACUUGGCAUAAUAAAGUCAGCCAAUGCCGGGAAGCUGCGUUGCUUUGUUCAACUGUCUACCAAAUUCUUUGAAGUCGUUUUUCCUUUGGACCCUCGACGGUCAUUGUCCGAUGAUAUGAUAUCUUUAAGGGAAACCGAAUUUUCGAAGAAUUUAUUGGAAGAAAUUAUUUCUAGAAAUAUUAGCCCACGGGGGGGUACACUCACUUAUAAGCAGAUAGGACAUGUGGUUAUGAUAAUUCUUGGCUCUGGCAAGCCCAGAAAUGAAAUUAUUUAUCAGAGGAUUAUUGCAAGCCUUCCUCGAAACUCUUCUUGGAAGUCAUUCAUCGAGUCCGAUUAUCGAAGAAAAACUGAGCCCGAAAGUUCGUCCGAUGAAUCUCUUUAUCACGAGUUUCUUCAUAAAGCAUUGGUCGAAACUUACAUGACAAAUAAUUGGAGGGCAAAUGAUUACAUAUCUCCGAAAUGUUUCUUUUAUCUUGUGGAGAGGCUCUUGAUUUUGGUUCCGCACUCUCGAGGCCACCUCUUCACUACAAAAUCCUCGUUUGUUGAAUACUUAAUGUGUCUUUCACCGGAUGCUGAUCCGAGUUCCGGUUUAGUGACGGACAAGAAAUCCGAUGCUACGAGCAUAUUUAACUUUGUGGCCGAUGUGGCUAUAGAAUGUCUUCAUAAAAUUGAGGUUACAUCACAAUGGAUCGAGUGUUCUCGUAUUGACUACGACCACUAUUUGCCAGUGCUUAUGCUGAGGUUAUUCAUGAUUCUGUGCUUAUCUUGUCUGAACUCGGAGCGGUCGUCCUUCAAUACUCUUUUCGAUAUGCUUAGAGUGCCUCAUAUCGGGCACCAUUUGCCGAGGGAAUUUUGCGAAGCUAUUCGACGAAGAAGGAAGAAUGAUAUUUCGGAUGAAGAUGCAGUUGCUUGCGCAUUCAAAGCUAUUGGAGACCCUCUUGUUAUCGUAGCCUCGACUGAGAACAGCCUCGAGUUUGAAUGUUCUGAUGCUAUUUUCCUCGACUUGAAAUCCUUCACAUGCAGAAAUGAAGUCGUCAAAAAACUAUUUCCUAGGAGCAGUACUACUGAAGCAUCAGAAGUUACGGUUACGCAAUCUUCAAAAACGGCAGUAGAAACUGAUUCACAGUAG